AUGAACUUCGAAAUAAUUUUGGAGGAUGCUUUCGUCAGCAAUAAUGUUGGAGCCAUCACAGCAGCACUUCUGAGGGAGAAAGCCUCCAAGUCGUUGGUUAACAGAUUGAACAAAGUCGCUAACAAGGAACUUGACAGAACUGUGUUCAAAAGUGUCACUUUGCUUUUGAGAGCAAUUGAAGAUGUAUGCCAGUGUGAUGAAGACUGCUUUAACUGCCUGGCCAGGCAAGGUCUCGUUUACAAGAAUUUCCACAUGUUGACGUGGUUUGAAAGAGCUGCAGACUUUCUGAAAAUGGAAGAAUACAAAGGCGUGAAGGACCUGCCCAGCCUUAUUGAGACCUUUUUUGAUUUUUUCCUGGCUAUAAGGACGAUUAACUCGAUCCUCGACAAUACCACAAAAGAAGAGAGGAGGAAACUGAGCAUGUCCAAAGACCAUUGUCUACUCCUUGAACAAUUUGCAAAAGUAAUUCUCAAUGUGGGCGACUAUGAGAUGCAGGUGGCCCUAUCAGAAGCACUCUGUCGAAUGACCAUAAAGAGGUCGAGGAAAGAGCUGACCAACAAGUGGUUUGCCAACCCAGUUUUUGCAGAGGGCUUCAACGCAAUAAACGAUACAGAAUUUGAGAUAGACUGCAGAACUUUUCUCAAUGACUUGAACAGCUAUUUUGGAGAUGAAAGUAGGGUGUUCACGUUCCCCUGCAUCUGUGUGUUUCUUGACACCACUGAGCUGUUCAUGCCAGAGGAUGAGAAACUGGAACAUUUCUGGGUGGACUUCAACCUAGGAACGUCCUGUAUCAGCCUCUUUGUCAACAACCCCGAGGGUUCACUGUGGGAAUCAAUCCAUUUGCUAAGAGCAGACGUCUUUAGGUUCAGUGUGUGUGACUGUGAUAAUCAGACCAUUCUGACUGUUCACCUGUCCAACCCCCUCACCUAUCGCAUGACCAAGGGAAAGAUGGUCCAGAUCAUCUUCGAUUCCAAGCAUGACAUCCUGGACGCUGCCAAGAGGGUCUUUGAAAGCAAACGACUACUGUCUAAAUCAAAAGGCUCUCCUCCUCCCCCUGCUGAGGCUGGCAGCAGUGUGAUCCUGUCCCAGCGGACCAAACACGACUACACCAGGAAGAAGCCCAAAACCAAGAGCAAACUGAAGAUUCUCCCACUGUCCUCUCCCAGCAGUGCAGACGAGGCCUCCCCUGUCAAGGUGUGGACUGGAGCUGACCAUGGUCAAUGGCCAUAUUACUCAGCAGAGCGUGCUGACUCGGGAGGUGCAGCGGAGAAGAAGAGUGUGCCGCUAGAAAGUGAUCCAAGGCAAAGACCCAGGGCCUUCUUUCCCUCAGAACCUCUUGAGGAGGCUGCUGAAUCAAUGAGCAGAGUGCUGAAUGAGGAGGUGGAGUCUGAGAUGGAGAUGGGCUCUGGAGUCAUCGCUGCUUUCCAGACCUUCAAGAGCCAGCUGAGAGCACACUUCUCGUCCAGAUACAAGAAGAUUGAAGCCCGCUCCCUGCAGUCUCUGAUGGACUGUCAGAAAAACGUCACCUCUCUCCUGGGUGCUGUCCACGACAGCAGGCUGGUCCACCUGGAGCGCUUCCAGGCCACCGUAGUCCAGGAGCUGGGCCGCCUGGAGAAUGACUGCAUCUCGCUCAAAGAGAUCGAGGGGGAAACUGUGAACUUUUGGCAGAGCGAGUCUCAGUCCGUGCGGUCGUUCUGUGACCGACAGCAGCAGAGGUUAGAGUCACUAGGAGAGCCCAGAGAUGGCUGGAGCAGCAUGUCACAGAGGGAGGAGGCUGCAGCACCACCGGAACCUCCAAAGUAGAACGCUGGUGACAAAGGAAAUAGAAGCUAAGACUCUCCAGUUCCUGAUGAAACUAACACCACUUUGGACCUUUAUACUGACAUUGAACCAUGAGUGACGUCGUACAGACGCCUAAUGGCUGAUAGACCGUGACCAAAGUUCUCACACAGGCAAUGACCUACCUUGCUCAUUUAUUUUUUUCUGCCAUUGUUCAAAAUACACUCAAUUAGAGCUAAUGCAUGAAUAGAUGAAGGAUAAUAAUAGGCUGAUGAAUUUCAGGGACUUGGUUAGACAUCAGAGAGCAAGGCAGACCAUGCGUGUUUAUUUUUUUUAUUAACUUUUGUCAUGUUUGUCGAUAGCCACUCAAAGACAUUCAGUGAUUGAUUGAGAAAUGCAAUGUAUGAAGUCUACAAAAGUUAUCAGGAAAGCCUGUAAAAUAUAGUUUUUCUAAAGAACCAGUCAAAUGUUUACUAUGUUUUGCACCCAUAAACUUGCAUUCAAAUACAGUGGGAUAUAUCAGGUAGGUUUAGCAGUGUUUCUAAGGCAUCUUUAGUUUAACAAUGAUUUGAGUGAAUGCUCUGGAGGGAUAUUUUUGGUGAGUACAUACCGGAGGCUAUAUGCAAUAAAGGCAUAGUUG
Molecule: messenger RNA, 2419 nt
Organism: Salvelinus namaycush (lake trout)
Lineage: Eukaryota; Metazoa; Chordata; Actinopteri; Salmoniformes; Salmonidae
Gene: sycp2l
Product: synaptonemal complex protein 2-like
Exons: 21
Coding region: 1-1803 (600 amino acids)
Source: RefSeq, a predicted model, not a curated record